Messenger RNA from Antechinus flavipes (yellow-footed antechinus), 10815 nucleotides. RefSeq names its product cadherin EGF LAG seven-pass G-type receptor 1 (gene CELSR1). Gene Ontology annotation, molecular function: G protein-coupled receptor activity; calcium ion binding. The record is from RefSeq and is a predicted model, not a curated record. Lineage: Eukaryota; Metazoa; Chordata; Mammalia; Dasyuromorphia; Dasyuridae. Gene Ontology annotation, cellular component: plasma membrane. The coding region runs from base 37 to 9255 and encodes 3072 amino acids. Gene Ontology annotation, biological process: G protein-coupled receptor signaling pathway; homophilic cell-cell adhesion; cell surface receptor signaling pathway. The transcript has 35 exons.
CGGCCGCGGCGGGUGCAUGGAUUGGGGCUCGCGGCCAUGGCGCCGCGGCCUCACCCGCCGGGGCCCCAGAUGCUGCCGCCUUCCCUCCUGCUGCUCCGAAGCAGCGCCCUGCUGCUCCUGGUCCUGCUGCCCGAGGCCUCCGGGGGACUGCCCGCGCACCCCCCGGCAGCCGCGCCCCGUGGCCCCUGGCUGAGGGACCUGGCUCUGGGGCCCGCCUGGAGAUACGCGCUGGACUGGGAGCGCACGGCGCCGGGGCUGCGGCCGCUGCUGAAGCUGAGCCCCGACGGGCGGCUGCGGCUGGGCGGGUCCGGGCGAAGAGUGUGGCCGCGGGGCUGUGAGCUGCCCCUGCACGUGGACAUCGCCUCCCGGCGCUCCCCGACGCUGCUGACCGUGGCCCUGGCGGUGCCCGUACCCGGCAGGGGCUGCGGCUCCACCGGCUCAGCCGCCCGGGCACCGGAGCGCAUCCCGGACCUGGCGGCCCGCGCGGUCCUGGGAGGCGGCCCGGGCCCCGCCUCCCCCUCUGCUCCCGCUGAGUGCUUCCCGGCCCCGGAGCGGGGAGGGCGCGGCCCCGCCGAGGAGCUGCGGGCAGCCCUGGAGGCCCUGACCAGCUUCCCCGACUGCAGGUGCGUGGAGAGCUUCAGCCAGGGUGAGGGAGAGAAGGAGGGCAGCGGCCCGGGCUGCGGGAUCCGGCCCGCCUUCCCGCUCCGGCCCGUCUGCCUGGAGCCGGGGGCCACAGCCCGCCUGCGCCUGCUGUGCGCUCCCAGGCCAGGCCCAGGCCCCUGGCGGCGCCUGCUCCGGGGAAGGGGCCCCGAGCUCCUGCUGGAGCUGACUCUGGAGGCGGCAGGGCCACUUCCUGCGGGGGCCAGGAGGGCCAGGAGAGGGGCGGCCGGGGGCACGAGCCCUCAGUUCCAGCUCCCCAGCUACCAGGUGUCCGUGCCCGAGAACGAGCCGGCCGGCACUCCGGUGAUCGAACUCCGCGCCCAAGACCCCGACGAGGGCGAAGCCGGCCGUCUCACCUACCAGAUGGAGGCGCUGUUUGACGAGCGCUCCAAUGGCUACUUCCACAUCGAGCCAGACACCGGGGCGGUGACCACCAGCCGGCCCCUGGACCGCGAGACCAAAGACACCCACGUCUUGAAAGUGACGGCCGUGGACCACGGGUCCCCGCAGCGCUCGGGGGCCACCUACCUCACGGUCACCGUGAGCGACACCAACGAUCACAGCCCCGUCUUUGAGCAGGUCGAGUACCGGGAGACGGUCCGGGAGAACCUGGAGGUGGGCUACGAGGUGCUGACCAUCCGGGCCACGGACGGGGACGCCCCGUCCAACGCCAACAUGCGCUACAGACUCCUGGAAGGGGCCGACGGCGCCUUCGAGAUCGACCCCCGCUCCGGCGUGGUCCGCACCCGCUCCGUGGUGGACCGGGAGGAAGUGGCCGAGUACCAGCUCCUGGUGGAGGCCAACGACCAGGGCCGCAACCCGGGGCCCCGCAGCGCCACGGCCACCGUCCGCAUCCUGGUGGAGGACGAGAACGACAACUACCCGCAGUUCAGCGAGAAGCGAUACGUGGUCCGGGUGCCCGAAGACGUGGCCGUGAACACCCCCAUCCUCCGGGUGCAGGCCACGGACCGGGACCAGGGCCAGAACGCGGCCUUGCACUACAGCAUCGUCAGCGGCAACCUGAAGGGCCAGUUCUACCUGCACUCCCUGAGCGGGGGCCUGGACGUCAUCAACCCGCUGGACUUCGAGGCCAUCCGGGAGUACACGCUGCGCAUCAAGGCCCAGGACGGGGGCCGGCCGCCCCUCAUCAACUCCUCGGGCCUGGUGAACGUCCAGGUGCUGGACGUCAACGACAACGCGCCCAUCUUCGUGAGCAGUCCCUUCCAGGCCGCCGUGCUGGAGAACGUGCCCCUGGGCCACUCCGUGUUACACAUCCAGGCCGUGGACGCCGACUCCGGGGAGAACGCCCGCCUGCACUACCGCCUGGUGGACGUCACCACGGGGGCGGGCGCCGACGCCGACCCUUCCGCCUGGGCCGACUUCCCCUUUCAGAUCCACAACAGCUCCGGCUGGAUCACGGUGUGCGCGGAGCUGGACCGGGAGGAGGUGGAGCACUACCGCUUCGGGGUGGAGGCCGUGGACCACGGCUCGCCCGUCAUGAGCUCCUCGGCCAGCGUGGCCAUCACGGUCCUGGACGUGAACGACAACGACCCCGUCUUCACCCAGCCCGUCUACGAGCUCCGCCUGAACGAGGACGCGGCCGUGGGCAGCAGCGUGCUGACCCUGCAGGCCCGCGACCGGGACGCCAACAGCGUCAUCACCUACCAGCUGACCAGCGGCAACACCCGGAACCGCUUCGCCCUGAGCAGCCAGAGCGGCGGGGGGCUCAUCACCCUGGCCCUGCCGCUGGAUUACAAACAGGAGCGGCAGUACGUCCUGGGGGUGACCGCCUCGGACGGCACCCGCUCCCACACCGCCCAGGUCUUCAUCAACGUCACCGACGCCAACACGCACCGGCCCGUGUUCCAGAGCUCCCACUACACGGUGAGCGUCCGGGAGGACCAGCCGGUGGGCACCUCCAUCGCCACCAUCAGCGCCACCGACGAGGACACGGGCGAGAACGCCCGCAUCACCUACGUGCUGGAGGACCCCGUGCCCCAGUUCCGCAUUCAUCCGGACACCGGCACCAUCGUCACCCUGAUGGAGCUGGACUACGAAGACCAGGCGGCUUACACGCUGGCCAUCACGGCCAGGGACAACGGCAUCCCCCAGAAAUCGGACACCACCUCCCUGGAGAUCCUCAUCCUGGACGCCAACGACAACGCGCCGCGCUUCCUGCGAGAUUUCUACCAGGGCUCCGUCUUCGAGGACGCGCCCCCCUCCACCAGCGUCCUGCAGGUGUCCGCCACGGACCGAGACUCGGGCCCCAACGGCCGCCUCCUGUACACCUUCCAGGGCGGGGAGGACGGCGACGGCGACUUCUACAUCGAGCCCACCUCCGGGGUGAUCCGCACCCAGCGCCGGCUCGACCGGGAGAACGUGGCCGUGUACAACCUGCGGGCCCUGGCCGUGGACAGGGGCAGUCCGGCCCCGCUCAGCGCCUCCGUGGAGAUCCAGGUGACCGUCCUGGACAUUAACGACAACCCGCCAGUGUUUGACCAGGAUGAGCUGGAACUGUUCGUGGAGGAGAACAGCCCGGUGGGCUCGGUGGUGGCGCGGAUCCGGGCCGCCGACCCCGACGAGGGCCCCAACGCCCAGAUCAUGUACCAGAUCGUGGAGGGCAACGUGCCCGAGGUUUUCCAGCUGGACCUGCUGAGCGGGGACCUGCGGGCGCUGGUGGAGCUGGACUUCGAGCGCCGGCGGGAGUACAUGCUGGUGGUCCAGGCGACCUCGGCCCCGCUGGUCAGUCGCGCCACCGUGUACGUCCGCCUCGUGGACCAGAACGACAACCCUCCGGUGCUCCCGGACUUCCAGGUGCUCUUCAACAACUACGUGACCAACAAGUCCAACAGCUUUCCCACGGGAGUCAUCGGCCGCAUUCCGGCCCACGAUCCGGACCUCUCGGACAGCCUCAACUACACCUUCUUGCAGGGCAACGAGCUCAACCUGCUCCUGCUCAACCCUGACACCGGGGAGCUGCAGCUCAGCCGAGACCUGGACAACAACCGACCCCUGGAGGCCCUCAUGGAGGUGUCUGUAUCAGAUGGCAUCCACAGCGUGACGGCCCUCUGCACCCUGCGGGUGACCAUCAUCACGGACGACAUGCUGACCAACAGCAUCACGGUCCGCCUGGAGAACAUGUCCCAGGAGAAGUUCCUGUCCCCGCUGCUCUCCCUCUUCGUGGAGGGCGUGGCCGCCGUGCUGUCCACCACCACCGACGGCAUCUUCGUCUUCAACGUCCAGAACGACACGGACGUCAGCUCCAACAUCCUCAACGUGACCUUCUCGGCGCUUCUGCCCGGGGGCGUCCGGAACCGCUUCUUCCCGUCCGAGGACCUCCAGGAGCAGAUCUACCUGAACCGGACCCUCCUCAGGAUGAUCUCCACCCAGCGCGUGCUGCCCUUCGACGACAACAUCUGCCUGCGGGAGCCGUGCGAGAACUACAUGAAGUGUGUGUCCGUGCUCAAGUUCGACAGCUCGGCGCCCUUCAUCAGCUCCACCACGGUGCUGUUCCGGCCCAUCCACCCCAUCAGCGGGCUGCGGUGCCGCUGCCCCCCGGGCUUCACCGGGGACUACUGCGAGACCGAGAUCGACCUGUGCUACUCCAGCCCCUGCGGCGGCAACGGGCUGUGCCGGAGCCGGGAGGGCGGCUACACCUGCGACUGCCACCCCGACUACACAGGAGAAUUCUGCGAAGUGAACGCCCGCUCCGGCCGCUGCGCGCCCGGCGUCUGCAAGAACGGCGGCAGGUGCGUCAACCUGCUGGUGGGCGGCUUCAAGUGCGAGUGCCCCCCCGGACAGUACGAGAAGCCCUACUGCGGGGUGACCACGCGCAGCUUCCCGGCCCAGUCCUUCGUCACCUUCAAGGGGCUCCGCCAGCGCUUCCACUUCACGCUCUCGCUCACGUUUGCCACCAGAGAGAGGAACGCCCUUCUCCUGUACAACGGCCGCUUCAAUGAGAAGCAUGACUUCCUGGCCCUGGAGAUCAUCGAGGAGCAGAUCCAGCUGACCUUCUCAGCAGGAGAGACGAGGACCACCGUGGCCCCCCUGGUCCGGGGGGGAGUGAGUGAUGGCCAGUGGCACUCGGUGCGCGUGCAGUACUACAACAAGCCCCACAUCGGCCGGCUGGGCAUCCCGCACGGACCCUCGGGGGAGAAGGUGGCCGUGGUGGCCGUGGACGAGUGUGACACGGCCGUGGCCGUGCGCUUCGGCGGCCUCCUGGCCAACUACAGCUGCGCCGCCCAGGGCACCCAGACCGGCUCCAAGAAGUCCCUGGACCUGACGGGCCCCCUCCUCCUCGGGGGCGUCCCCAACCUGCCCGAGGACUUCCCGGUGCACAACAGGCAGUUCGUCGGCUGUAUGAGGAACCUCUCCAUCGACGACCAGGCCAUCGACAUGGAGAGCUUCAUCGCCAACAACGGCACCCGAGCAGGCUGCGCCGCGCAGGAGAACCACUGUCAGAGGAUCUGGUGUCAGAACGGGGGCACGUGUGUGAACAAGUGGAACACGUACAUCUGCGACUGCCCGCUGCGGUACGGGGGCAAGAACUGCGAGCAGGCCAUGCCCCACCCCCAGCGCUUCAGCGGCGAGAGCCUCGUGUUCUGGGGGGAUCUGGACAUCACCAUCUCGGUGCCCUGGUACUUGGGCCUCAUGUUCCGGACCCGGAAAGGGAGCGGGACGCUUUUGGAGGCCAGCGCGGGGGCGUCAUCAAAAAUCAGCCUCCAGAUCCUGAACAGCCACGUCGACUUCGCCGUGUUCCACGGACCCUCGGAGGUGGCCUCCAUGAGGCUGGGCAGGUCCCGGGUGAGCGACGGCAGAUGGCACCACCUGCUCAUCGAGCUGAGGAGCGCCAAGGACGGCAAGGACAUCAAGUACCUGGCCGUGAUGACCCUGGACUACGGGCUGGAUCAGAACACGGUGCAAAUUGGCAACCAGCUCCCCGGCUUAAAGAUGAGGAGCCUGCUGGUGGGCGGCCUCUCCGAAGACCAGGUCACGGUUCGGCAAGGCUUCUCCGGCUGCAUGCAGGGGGUGAGGAUGGGGGAGACGUCGACCAACAUCGUGACCCUGAACAUGAAGGAGGCCCUUAAGGUCAGGGUGAAGGACGGCUGCGCCCUGGACAACCCGUGCGCCUCCAGCCCGUGCCCCGAGCACAGCCACUGCACCGACGACUGGGACAGCUACUCGUGCACCUGCGACCCAGGGUACUUUGGGAGAGACUGCGUGGACGUGUGCAACCUGAACCCCUGCGAGCACGUCUCCACUUGUGUCCGAAAACCCAGCUCCGCGCAGGGCUACGCGUGCGAAUGUGGGCAGAGCUACUACGGACAGUACUGCGAAAACAAAAUCCACCUCCCGUGUCCCAAGGGCUGGUGGGGAAACCCCGUGUGCGGCCCUUGUCACUGUGAGGUCAGUAAAGGCUUUGACCCCGACUGCAACAAGACCAACGGAGAGUGCCAGUGCAAGGAGAACUACUACAAGCCCCAGCACCAGGAGGCAUGCUACCCGUGCGACUGCUUCCCCUACGGCUCCCACACGCGCACCUGUGACAUGGAGACGGGCCAAUGCGCCUGCAAAUCGGGGGUGAUCGGGCGCCAGUGUAACCGCUGCGACAACCCCUUUGCCGAAGUGACCACCCAGGGCUGUGAAGUGAUCUACAGCGGCUGUCCCCGCGCGUUUGAGGCCGGCAUCUGGUGGCCGCAGACCAAGUUUGGGCAGCCGGCGGCCGUGCCCUGCCCCAAGGGAUCCGUGGGGAACGCCAUCCGCCACUGCAGCAGCGAGAAGGGCUGGCUCCCCCCGGAGCUCUUCAACUGCACCACGGCCUCCUUCCUGGGCCUGAGGACCAUGAACGAGAAGCUCCGCCGCAACGAGACCAGGAUGGACGGGGACAAGUCGAUCCGGCUGACGCGGGCGCUGGAGAACGUGACCAGGUCGGCCGACGUCCUGUACGGGAACGACGUGCGCACCGCGUACCACACCAUGCUGCACGUGCUGCAGUACGAGAGCCGGCAGCAGGGCUUCGACCUGGCGGCCACCAGAGACGCGGAGUUCCACGAGAACCUCCUGCGAGCCGGCAGCGCCCUCCUGGACCCCCGUCACAGGGACUCCUGGGAGCAGAUCCAGCGGGCCGAGGCGGGCACGGCGCGCCUGCUCCAGCACUUCGAGGACUACUUCUCCAACCUGGGGAGGAACAUGCGGAGGACCUACAUGAAGCCCUUCGUUAUCAUCACGGCCAACAUGAUCCUGGCCGCCGACAUCUUCGCCAAGUCCAACUUCUCGGGCGCCAGGGUGCCGCGCUUCGGCGAGAUUUACGAGGAUUACCCCAAGGACCUGGAGUCGUCCGUCCUCUUCCCUGCCCACUUGUUCGAGCCCUCAGACAGGAGAGACGCGGCCACGGCGAGACCCUCCAAGCACAGGGUGACCCCCAGAGCGGAGCCGGCCGACCUGGCCCCCGGGGACCCCCUGGCGAAGAGGAGGAAGCGGCAGCCGGACGAGUGGAGCGAGCACGCGGUGGCCCUGGUCCUCAUCUCCCGCUCGCUGGGCCAGCUGCUGCCCGAGCAGUACGACCCCGACCGGAGGAGCCUGCGGCUGCCCCAUCGGCCCGUCAUCAACACCCCCAUUGUCAGCGCCCUGCUCCACAGCGAGGGGGGCCCGGCCCCCGGCCCGCCGGGGCGCCCCCUGCUGGUGCAGUACACCCUGCUGGAGACGGAGGAGAGGAGCAAGCCGGUCUGCGUGUUCUGGAACCACUCCCUCGGGAGUCGCAGCGCCGGGGGCUGGUCGGCCAAAGGGUGCGAGCUGGUCUCCAGAAACAGCAGCCACAUCACCUGCCAGUGCGCCCAUGCCAGCAGCCUGGCCGUGCUGAUGGACGUCUCCAAGCGAGAGCACGGCGAGGUCCUCCCCCUGAAAAUCGUCACCUACACCAGCGUGUCCAUCUCUCUGGUGGCCCUGCUCAUGGCCUUCGUGCUGCUGCUUCUGCUCCGGACGCUCCGCGCCAACCUCCACGGCAUCCACCGGAAUCUGAUCGCCGCCCUCUUCUCCUCCCAGCUGGUCUUUGUGAUCGGGAUUGACCAGACGGAGAACCCGUUCACGUGCACGGUGAUCGCCAUCCUCCUCCACUACUUCUACCUGAGCACGUUCGCCUGGCUCUUCGUGGAAGGGCUGCACGUGUACCGCAUGCUGACCGAGGUCAGGAACAUCGACUCCGGACACAUGAGGUUCUACUACGUCCUGGGCUGGGGCAUCCCGGCCGUCGUCACAGGGCUCGCUGUGGGUCUGGACCCCCAAGGCUACGGGAACCCUGACUUCUGCUGGCUCUCGGUCCACGACACCCUCAUCUGGAGCUUCGCCGGCCCCAUCGGCGUCGUGGUCACUCUCAACACCAUCAUCUUUGUCCUGUCGGCGAGAGCGUCCUGCCGGCGGAAGCACCGUGCUUAUGACCGGAGCGGGAUCACCUCCGGCCUCCGCACGGCCUUCCUGCUGCUCCUGCUGAUCAGCGCCACGUGGCUCCUGGGGCUGAUGGCCGUCAACAGCGACGUGAUGGCCUUCCACUACCUCUUUGCCGUGUUCAGCUGCUUGCAGGGGCUCGCCAUCUUUUUCUUCCACUGUGUGCUCAACAAAGAAGUCCAGAAGCACCUGAAGGUCACUCUGAUGGGGAAGAAGCCGCACCCGGACGAUUCCACGACCACCAGAGCCACGCUGCUCACGCGCUCCCUGAACUGCAACAACACCUACAUCGAAGAGCCCAACAUGUACCGCACGGAGCUGGGCGAGUCCACGGCUUCGCUGGACAGCGCCGUCAGGGAGGAGGGGACCAAGAAGCUCAGCGUGUCCUCUGGCCAAGCAAGAGGUCGCCCGGAACCCGACGCCCACCUCUUCCGCAGGAGGAACGGCAAAAGCCCCCGGGGCAAUGACUCAGACUCGGACAGUGAGCUCUCUCUGGAGGAACACAGCAGCUCCUAUGCCUCCUCAUCAGACAGUGAGGAAGACGGGGUUGAUGAGGAGAACAAGUGGACGCCAGGCUCUUGUAAAACCAAUGACCGGGGCCCCAUCCACAGCACCCCCAAAGCGGACUCUCUGUCCAAUCACAUCAAGGCCACGUGGCCCCCCGACAGCGUGACGGGCAGCGACGGUGAGGACGCUAGAUGUAAGCCAAAGCUGAAGGUGGAGACCAAAGUGAAUGUGGAGCUUCACCAGGAAGACGACGGGGAUGACGACAAGGACGUGCCCUCCGACAAGGAGAACCCAGGGCUUCCCAGAGACAAUCAGACGGCUCCCCAGACCAACCACCAGCACCCAGAACAGCGGAAAGGCAUCCUGAAAAAUAAAGUGACCUACCCCCCGCCGCUGAGCGAGAGGAACCUAAAGAACCGGCUCCGGGAGAAGCUGGCAGAUUACAACCAGACUAUGAGCUCCUCCAGAACCUCUUCUCUCGGUUCCAAUGAUGGCAUUUGCCCCACGGCGGACCCAGGAGUGGCCGUCAAAAGCUCUCCGAGGGAACGCUCUCGGGACCAGCUGAACGGGGUGAUCAUGAGCGUGCGCACCGGGACCGUCCACGCAGACGCGUCAGAUUCGGAAGGCAGUAACGAGACUUCCAUUUGAACCAUCAGGAAAGCGUGACACUCUCGGGCCCCGGGCCCCGCUCUUCCCCGCAUGGGAGCCCUGACCUCACUGGCUGGUCCCGGGCCACGGGGACGGCGGCCUCAUCUCCCCCGGGCAGUUUACAUUUCAUGGCAGACCUGGGACAGCUUUGAACAUGAAGUGCCUGCUGGACCACGCAGCCUGUGCCAAAGCUUUUGGGAAGCUCAGAGCCGGGGGCUCCCCGGGCCGCGCUGCCACGGCGUGGCUCUGGAUACAGGAGGCGGCGGGGGAUGGAGCCCGAGCUCCCCAGACAGUGCCUUCCGGAAUCCCCUGCCCCACCGGCAGCUUCACCCACCUCUUCAGGACCGUUUGUCUUUGCAACCAACUUUUAUAUGUAAAGAAGUGUAGAUACUUUUAUAUAUUUUGUAUGGUGAUUCUCUCGGGAAGGAAAAAAGCCCUGUGUAUAUUUUGCAUCUGUAUUGAUUCUGUGGAUCCUUGGAGAUUACUACAGGGAAAAAACUCACUAUUUUUCUAUUAGGGAAAACACCCGUGGUUGUACUUGAACGUGGCGCUGGCACGGCGGCUCGGCGGAUGGCUUCUCGCAGCCAAGCAGGAGCCGGACCCCCUUGCUGCCCCCCGGCCCUCUCACUUCUGGAGUCCUCGACGGUCCCGAGAAGCAUCAGCUCGGAGCCAUGGGCCCGUGAAGGACAUGCCGGACGGCCACGGACUUGGGGGCAGCCGGGCCGGGCCAGGACCGAGGUUUCCUUCCUGUUGGGGGUUUCUGGUUCUUCCAGGCUGUACAUACGCUCACAACGGAAGCAGGAAGGGCCGGGCCUCUGGCCACAUUUUCCAGCUCUUCAGGAGCGUUCGACGUGGGGAAUUUAGAAACGGCUCCCUGUCCCCAGGCACUCGCCAGUUACUCGGACCACUUAGGGAGCCGUCCAUGAGACUGGCGAGACCUCGGUCACCCACGUUUAUACGGCCUUCCCCCGAGUGCCACAAGUGCGGCGGAUCUCUCCCGUGGUCCUGAAUGACAUCACCGCCAGUGUGCGGGGCUAGCCGGCUGCGGCGGGAAACCAUCAGAUCCGGCGGGAGCUCUGCGGACGGCCCGAGGCCGACGGGCCCGUUCUUAGGCCUGGGUGUACGACCCUCAUCUCACCUGCGUGGCGGGACAGGGCCUUGCGAUCUUGCAGACCGAUGGAAUCACACUCUGCACCCCAGAGUCUCCCUCAUGAGGAGGAAUGGUCUUGUAACUGUUGCACAGCCAACUGCGCCACGGAAGCUGACUCGGGCCACGCCCCUGUCCCUGAACGCCCUCUCCCAAGGGCCUGGGGACUUCGGCCAGUCCCCCCCCUCCCCCUUCAGGGUCAAGGUCAAGGGCGAAUACACUGUCGGUUCUAUCAGGAGAAUGUCGGUUUUAUAAAUGGCAGAAAAAUGAAAACCUAUUUUUAUGACAAAAUUUUACGAGAGGAGGCGACACUGGAGAUUUUUGUUUUUUUAACAAAUGAAUAUUUAUUAAUGCUCAGAACACUGGAAUUACAGCUUGGCUGAGGCUACAAUAAAGAGGUUUCUGAACAUGGA